Messenger RNA from Crotalus tigris (Tiger rattlesnake), 7376 nucleotides. RefSeq names its product carnitine palmitoyltransferase 2 (gene CPT2). Gene Ontology annotation, molecular function: carnitine O-palmitoyltransferase activity. The record is from RefSeq and is a predicted model, not a curated record. Bases 2574 to 4274 code for a protein of 566 amino acids. Gene Ontology annotation, biological process: fatty acid beta-oxidation. Lineage: Eukaryota; Metazoa; Chordata; Lepidosauria; Squamata; Viperidae. Gene Ontology annotation, cellular component: mitochondrion. The transcript has 4 exons.
CUCAGAAACCUCUUUUGGAUGAUGAUCAAUUCAGGAAAACAAAACAACUGGCUGGCAAUUUUGAGAAUGGCAUCGGUAGAGAAUUGCAUAAUCAUUUGGUUGCAAAGGACAAACAAAACAAACAUACUAGUUACAUUUCAGGCUGCUAAACUUUAUGGUUUGGGAAAAAAGAACAGUCAGGAUGAGAUAAAGAAAAGGAAACUUACUUCAGCAGAUGGAGGAAUACCAGAACAUAAAGCAAGGAGACAGCAAAAAUAAGACAAAAAAAAAAGUGAAAGAGAGAGAACAAAAAUAGAAGAACAGCAAGGAAGAGAACAUUUAUAGAAUUUAGAUUAGUGAACUUAAUUUACAGGUAAUCCUUGACUUAUGACUGUUCAUUUAAUAACGGCUCAAUGUUACGAACGGCCUUGGAAAAAGUGGCUUAUGACCUGUACUUGCACUUACAAACCUUGCACCACCUGUUGGUCAUGUGAUGACAACUUGAGCACUUGGCAACAGGCUCACAUUUAUGACCGACUGCAGUGUCCUGCGGUCUCAUGAACAUGAUUUGUGACUUUCCCAGAUAGCUUUUGACAAACAAAGUCAAGUGGGGAAGCCAGAUUUCCUUAACAACCGCAGUCACGUGAGCACACGGUUAUGUGAUCAUGCUUUGUGAUCCCCUUUUUUGCUGAUUUCUGGCCAAAAAUGCCCAUUGGGGAAGAUGGAUUUGCUUAACAACUGUAUGAUCCACUUAUCGACUGUCAUAAAAAUUACUGUAAAAUUGGGUCCAACUUGUCUUAUGACUCCAAUGACUCCUAUGUUUUUCUCCUCUUCUUACAUGUAUGAUAUUGGCAUCUAAAAUGUACAUGAGUUACUACUGGAAUGGUCAGGCUCAUCAUGGUCAUGUGGUUUAUUAAGCAAAUGCUGUGGUCAUUAAGCAAACUCUUGAAGACUAUCUGUGCCUAGGGUUUGUAUACCACAUGCCCAUUAUUGGUAGAAAUCUCACCACAUUUAUUCUGUUCUAUUUCUCAGCUGAAUCCUUCUGUGAAAGAGUGACUCAUUACACAGUACAUAAACAAGACCCUGAAUUAAAUACUUGUGGAUUUAAAAUGCUAUCUGUCCCAUCCUAUUUGCUUGAGAGUAGGCUAAGAAGUGAUUAAUGCAUUAAAACUUAGCCAAAUUAUAAUCUUUCCACUGAAUGAAAAAACAAAAUGUGCAGAAGCAAAAUAUAGAGAGAGUCACAUGGAAAUGGAAAGAAUUGUAUCAUUAUUCUCCUUCCCCACCCCACCUAUUUUUCUUUUAUUUGAAAUAAAAUGCUAAAAGGUUUAUUUAUUUAAAUGAAAUUUAGGAAGACGAUAGCGAAGUAGCUCUCGGUUUCUGUGGGCAAUUAAUAAGCAGCAGCUGAGUAAAGUUGACCGAGAGAAAAUGGUUACUUAUAAGUGGAAUAUAAGUGGAAAAUCCAAGGUAAUUUUUGCAAAUCAAAAUCACACAAAAUUGCUUGAUUCCAUUCCAUAGGGGUAGCAACUCUGUCCUAAUUUGGAGCAGAAUUGGUGGUCUAGUAGUUAUUUACUACUUCCUUAUCAGUGUCUAGUGGUCUAGUAGUUAUUUACUACUUCCUUAUCAGUGUUCUGCAGAGCCCAGGAUUUGGGGUUGUAGACUUCUUUUCUGAUAGCUAGUUUACUGCUAACCUCUCAUGAACCUGUGAAAAUUAAAAAUUAGUAGCACAGGAAUGUCACUUUUAUACCAAUGUAUUUGUCUGAAGGGUCAGACUAUGCAGGCGAUUACCUUUUAUUUCUUACCAGUAUUAAUAUUUUUUUUUUGUAGUCCUCAUAUUUGUGAAGAAAUCCCAUACUUUUUAUGCCAAGUAUAGAAUUCAGUUACUUUAGUGGAUAGAAAGAAGCCAGGAAUUAGAAGUGAAAUCUUUGGUGGGGAACUGAAACUUUUGGAGAGAAAAAAGGAAAGAAAAACACAGGAAAGAGCAGAAGCAACAGGUAAAAAGGUAAAAGAAAAAGCUAGAGUGUAUUUGUAGGUGUCCUUUUUCAUUGAAGACAAAUGAUAAAUGGUCAAAGAGGAGAGCAAAUGGUAAAUGAGCACUGGAUGCAAAAUGAAUGCCCCACAUUAAAUUAAUGGCAGGAACUUUAAAAGAAAUUCUGUUUUCAGUUGUCACUAACUUGGAAACUUUUCUACCGCAUCCCAUAGAUCAGGGAUCUUCAAACUUGGCCCUUUUAUGACUUGUGGACUUCAACUGUCUGGCUGAGGAAUUCUGGGAGUUGAAGUCCACAAGUCAUAAAAGGGCCAAGUUUGAAGACCCCUGCCAUAGAGCUUCACUAAAUAUGCUUUUAACUGGAGUCCCUCACAUAAGCCUCCCAUGUUAAUGACAUUUGAAGAGCGGCGUGGUGGCCUAGUGAUGAAAAUGCUCACUGCCCACUCAGAAGGCUGAGAGUUUAAUCCUAGGUAAUGGCAGAUGUUUCUCACCCAGGGCGCAACGAAAAAAUAUCUGCUGCAAACUUUGCACGGUAUCAUGAAAGGCUUCCAGCCAGCAAACGAUCAGCUCCAUCCAGUUGCCCCGACUCUACCCCAAUUUAAGGGAUUACAUGGUCGUAAAAAGGGACUUAAUGAUACUUGAACUUUACUUCUAUGGUUGCUUCUUAAUUUCAGGUCCCUGGUUUGACAUGUAUCUUCAGGCACGGGAACCUAUUAUUCUUAACUUCAAUCCAUUCAUGGCUUUCACUCCUGACCCCAAACCUGAAUACAACGAUCAGCUUGUGAAAGCCACCAACAUGACAGUUGCUGCUUUACGUUUCUUGAAGACUCUUAGGGCAGGCAUCUUAGAACCAGAGGUGUUUCAUCUGAACCCCUCCAAAAGCGACACUCCCGGGUUCAAAAAGUUUAUUCGAUUGGUGCCUUCUUCUCUCUCAUGGUUUGGUGCCUAUAUGGUGAAUGCCUACCCACUAGACAUGUCACAAUACUUCAGACUUUUCAAUUCCACGCGGCUGCCUAAACCCAAGAAAGAUGAACUGUUUACAGAUGAGCAUGCAAGGCAUUUACUGGUGCUUAGAAAUGGCCACUUCUAUGUGUUUGAUGUGAUAGACCAAAACGGCAAUAUAGUGAAACCCUCAGAAAUUCAAGCCCAUUUAAAAUUUAUCCUUUCGGACAAUACUGCAGUUCCAGCAUCUCCUCUUGCUUAUCUAACUACCGAAAACCGGGACACCUGGGCGACUCUGAGACAGGAACUCCUUGACAAUGGCAACGGGGAGGCCUUAAGGAAAGUGGAUUCAGCCAUAUUCUGUCUGUGCCUUGAUGAUUUCCCAAUUAAAGAUGUCGACCAUUUGUCUCAUGCUAUGCUCCAUGGCGACGGCACUAACAGGUGGUACGACAAAUCAUUUAAUCUUAUUUUAGCUAAAGACGGCUCUGCAGCAGUUCACUUUGAGCAUGCUUGGGGAGAUGGUGUAGCUGUGCUUAGGUUCCAAAACGAAGUCUUUAAAGACAGCACUGAGACUCCUGCCGUUACUCCUCAGUCUCUGCCAGCUGCCUGCGAUUCGCAUGGAGCUGUAGAGAAGCUGAAUUUUAAACUGAACGAUGCCUUAAAAGAAGGAAUUACCAAAGCCAAGCAAAAUUUUGAUGCUACUGUGAAAACACUAACACUGAAGUCCUUGAAGUUUGAAAGAGGAGGCAAGGAAUUCAUAAAGACCCAGAAGCUGAGUCCUGAUGCCAUCGUCCAGCUUGCCUUCCAGUUGGCUUUUCUUAGGCAAUAUGGACAGACAGUUGCCACCUAUGAAUCUUGUAGCACAGCAGCAUUCAAACAUGGUCGCACUGAAGCGAUCCGGCCUGCUUCAGUUUACACAAAGGCAUGCUCGGAGGCAUUAGUCAAGAGGCCGUCCAAGCACAGUACUGUGGAAUUACGCCAGAUGAUCACAGUGUGCUCCACGUAUCACAGUCAACUCACAAAAGAAGCUGCUCUGGGUCAGGGAUUUGAUCGUCACCUCUUUGCAUUGCGGUGUGAAGCAGAAUCCCAAGGAAUUUCUUUGCCAGAUCUUUACAAGGACCAAGCUUAUGCCCUAAUUAAUCACAACAUUCUCUCCACAAGUACUUUGAACAGCUCAUCUGUGAACCUGGGUGGAUUUGGGCCGGUGGUGCCUGAUGGAUUCGGUUUAGGUUAUAGCAUACACGAUAACUGGAUCGGGUGCAAUGUUUCGGCUUAUCCAUCUAGGAAUGCACCAGAAUUCCUGCAGUGUGUGCACAAGUCACUGGAUGAUAUUUUUGAUAUUUUAGAAGGGAAACAAAUUAGUAAUUAAGAUAGAGCAGGGCUGGCUUUCUUAAAUGUGUGGCUUCCUCUGGCUCAAGGGUAAUGUUCUAGCUCAGGGGUAGGCAACCUUGGCUCUUUUAUGACUCGUGGACUUCAACUCCCAGAAUUCCUGAGCCAGUUGAAGUCCACGAGUCAUAAAAGAGCCAAGGUUGCCUACCCCUGUUCUAGCUGGACUAUGACCUGUUUCUCCUUUUUAAAAAUGACAGAUUUAAGGUCUGGAGAAAAAAAAAAGAAUGUAAAGAUUAAAGAGCCGGCCCACUAGGUUUUAACAUUUGCCGUGACUAAAUUGUUACAUUGAUUUUAAUGGCUGUUCUCUAAAUAUGACUAAGGCUAGAUCCAACUCUCUUAAGUGUAAAUGGACUUCAAUUGUAAAAAAAAGUGUUGUUUACUAUCUAUCAGCCAACAGAAGGUCUUGCAGUAUGUUGCUUGAUACAUCUUCGAGGAUUCAUUCGAUCUUUGCUAAUAUAUAUGUUUAAUUUUUAAUACACAUUAACUAUCAAAUAUAUGACUGGCUGACUUUUAGAUAGCAACACCCUUUUUGUGAGGCUUUAUGUAAAAGACAAUCCAGUAUUAUACAUUUAUUUUUGUAAUAGGAAAGAAAUCUUGACUAGCAUGUUCAUUGGAGCAGAAAUGUUCAUAUACUUCCUGAGAUCUGCCUUGUGACACUCAAGUGAAAUUUUUGGAAUUCUUAUAACAAACAGUUACAGGAAUAUUCAAGCACCAAAUUUACCCAAGAAGAAAAAAAAAGUCCUGUAUGUAAGACGAAGGAUUUGCUUCUGUUUAGUCUUCCUUCCUCACAAGCAAAAAUCUUGUAAAAAUGCCCAUUUCUGUGCCUAGUAAACUGAAGUUAACUACUACAGAGAACGAUAGAAUUGUGCGAUUCGAAGUGAAACUCUAGCUGACACACUGAUCACUAGGCAUCAUCACGGCCACCCUGGUGUUCGGUGUAACUGAAAAUAUGAUACAGGAUACACACUGGGUACUACUACACUUGAUCUUAGCCAAAAGACCAAGAAGCGAUACACACUGGGUAAAAAAAAAAAUCUCUCCUCAAAUAAAUGGGGUGGAAAUCAUAUAAAAUGGCAUACAUGGAGAAAUAACAAGAAACAUUCAUGUCUGCUCUGAAAGCUUAAAGGAUGAUAAUGCAGAUAGUCCUCAACUUACAGCCACAUUGGGACCAGGAUUUCCAUUGUUAAGCAAGGUGGUUGAUAAAUGCCUCACACCUGAUUUUACAAGCUUUCUGCCACGGUGAAUUGCCGCAGUUGUUAAGUGAAUCACGUGGUCAUUAAGAGAAUUCACCUUGCCCUAUUGACUUUUCUCCUUGGAAGCCAGCUGGGAAGGUCACAUGUGGUAAUCACAUGAUCUAAAGAGGCUGCAAUCUUCACAAACACAAACCAGUUGCCAAGCACGCAAAUUUUCAUCACAUGACUGUGGGGAUGCUAUGAUGGUCGUUAAGUGUGAGGACGAGUCAUUUUUUUUUUCAAUGCUGUUGUAACUUCAAACGGUCACUAUAUAAUGGUUGUUAAGUCAAGGACUACCUGAAAUAUCAUUCUGUCAGAGCUUCCAGCUGGAAUGUAUCCUGAAAGCUUCCUGUUGAAUAACUGUGACAUUGUAUGUCGACGUACAUCCAUUUAUAUGUGUCUACUAGAAGCUACAUAACAAACAAAAACCAAAAUAACUAUAACUAAUGGUGCCUAAGUAAAAUUAAUUGCCUAAAAAAUAAAAAAUAAGGUUCCUCAUUGAGAAAAUUGUUUCUUAUGCAAUGAAACAUAAGAAUACAGACUUAUAUAUUCUUUUAUCUCCCAACAAAAUCAGGUCCACCCCUUUCACCUAGAACUAUUCAUAUCUUCCCAAGAGGAGACGCUUAGAGUCCCCAUUAUACGAUUGAUAUUAAGGAACAGCUUGGUUCCUGAGAUUUGAUUGAUGCCCACUUGGUUGGCUUUAUGGAAGGCUUUUGAGAACGGUCCUUUUCUGAGAAGCAUUCAGCCUUUUUGUUUCAUUAUUUGAUGCCUGGGCUGGCUUUACACUGGUACUUUUUUCUUAUUUUGUAGCUAGACAUUUUAUAGAGGGUUGAAAGGCCAUUGCGCUUUUUAAUCCUUGCCUUUUUAGUUUUUGUCAACAGCGUUGAUUGUAUUAAGGACAACAGGACAGAGGUGGAAUCAAGGGGAAAGGGUAGGAAGGAAAGGAAAAAGGGAAUACAACCAGCUGGGGAUGAGAAGUGAUAGCUUGAAGUAAACAUAAAGGGCUGAAAUACUAGACAAGCAGUUCUUCCCUAGCAGGAGCUUAUUUUCAGACUAUAUUUAAAAGCAUCUACUCUUGGGUAGAGGGAUAUCUUCCGACAUUGUCAUUCACGUGGAUUAUAAUGUUUUUAGUUGUCUCCUCUCUUCUUGGGGCAGCCUGAUGGCUCAGCAGUCAAGACCUUGGGCUUGUCAUCUGGAAAGCUGGCAGCCCAGAUUCAAGACUCGAGCGCCAAGUGACAGGGUGAGCUCCCGUCUUCACCCCAGCUCCUGCCAACCUGGCAGUUCAAAAACAUGUAAAUGCAAGUAGAUAAAUAGGUGCUACUUCAGUGGGAAGGUAACAGCACUCUGUGACAUCAUGCUGGCCACAUGACCGCAGAAAUGUCUUUGGAUCGUGCUGGCUCAAUGGCCUUGAAAAAAGAGAUGAGCAUUGCUCCCUAUAGUCAGCAACAACUAGCGGAGGGAGGUCUGCAGUCAUUUCCACCCUAACUAUUCAUCUUUCUGCACAAUAAAGUGUAUUUAACCUAGAAGCAUCCAACACAUGUUAUUUCUAAGAUACUCAGAAUAUUUUUGUUUUUCUUGAUAAAUUAAGAACGUAUAAUAUCUGCCUCUGUUAAAAACUGUUUCACCUACAAUGCUAUAUGAAAAUAUGUUUAUCUGUUCUGAAUAAAGCUCACUGGAAUGGAAUGAGUAUUACUCUUAAGUGUUUAUAAGAAAUGGAACUGAAAUGUGAAUUCUCAGGAUAUUACAUGGAUGUCUUAUUUGUAGACUGGCUUGUUCCAAGAUAAAGCUUGUGGUGUUAAUUGCAUGUAUUUUUUUCAGACAAUAAAAAAAUAACAGCAUGUGGGCAAAAA